Bipolaris oryzae ATCC 44560 is the source of this 1047-nucleotide messenger RNA. RefSeq lists its product as uncharacterized. Gene Ontology annotation, molecular function: zinc ion binding; DNA binding; DNA-binding transcription factor activity, RNA polymerase II-specific. The coding region runs from base 1 to 1047 and encodes 348 amino acids. Gene Ontology annotation, biological process: aflatoxin biosynthetic process; regulation of DNA-templated transcription. Lineage: Eukaryota; Fungi; Ascomycota; Dothideomycetes; Pleosporales; Pleosporaceae. Gene Ontology annotation, cellular component: nucleus. The record is from RefSeq and is a predicted model, not a curated record. The transcript is spliced from 2 exons.
AUGGGCUUUAAUCAGUUACAACUUCGCCAAGCUUGUGACAGCUGCACGACGGCCAAGGUCAAAUGCGACAAAGGGCACCCAGUAUGCCAAAGGUGUCUGGAUAACGAAGAGUAUUGUCAGUACAGUCCUUCUCGAAGACAUGGCAGGCGGCCAAGACGUUCUCGAACGACCAUCCAGCAGCCAACGCCUUCGUCUAUCGCAAGCGAACCCGAAGCCAUCCCUUCACAACCCUUGAAAGCUGCUUCAGAGUCUUGCAUCACGCAACAGUCUGUUGACUUGCUCUCAUGGGACACCCUCAACUUGGGUCCGUUUUCCGAGAACACAAGCAACCAGUACCCUUCAGACUCUGAGCUGGAUAUAUCGAACUUCCUACCAUGGUCCAAUUUCGGAAGCUCAGACUAUGGAGAGGUCACAGUAAGUGCUGACAUGUUCAGCCAUUGCGGCGUGGAGCGACUAAAGAAUAACACCGAGCAUGCCGUGGAAUGCGAAUCACGAGCUCUUGCUGUGCUGAGAUCACUGUUGUAUCGCCCAAAACUCUGCACAUCAGAAUGGAAAGACAGUACCCUUGGGUUAUCACCAAAUUCAACAAUCGACUCCGCCUCACAAGCUCCAAUACACCCAGUCCAUUCCAUGGACACGGUGCUGGCCACCAACAAAGCCGCACUGAACGAGUUGACACAGCUGCUCGAAUGUCACUGUGCCGAGAAUUCGCACAUAGCACUACUUCAUUUGACAAUACUGUCAAAGAUAGUUUUUUGGUACAAGGUCGUGGUUACCAGGACGUACAAUUCGGAGAGGGUGGACCUGAAGGCGAUGAAGAUACGUUUUGGCGCCCUCGAUCUCGACGACGAUGACUCGACAAUACUGCAUCGAGCAGUACUCUUCAGGGAGCUCCAAAAGGCAGGAAAUGUAGUUCGAGCCUUUGAAGUUCGUUUCUCCAACCCUGGUGCGUCUCUUUCUGGUAAAGAGUUGCCUUGGGGCCGCCAAAUUGUUCGUGCGAUUCGAGAAGACCUCGACAGCUGCGUCUGCGAAAUUGAGAAACGUUGA